Messenger RNA from Nerophis lumbriciformis (worm pipefish), 771 nucleotides. NCBI's taxonomy places the organism in Eukaryota, Metazoa, Chordata, Actinopteri, Syngnathiformes, Syngnathidae. The record is from RefSeq and is a predicted model, not a curated record.
AUGCUUCCCCGGCUGCGGGGAGUCCUGCGGCCCGUCCUCUACCUGAGAACCGGAAGGGGGCCGUUCCAAGCCGGUCUCACGAACCAACAAGCGGAACCCGCGGUAUCUAUGCCGGGAGUUCCGAUCGCAGAGCUUCCACCUUCCGCGCUUAUUCAACGGCGUCAUCUCGGCACCCACCCGCUGAAGGAGCCGGUGGAGCCCCUCAACUCCCCCCGUGGAGCCAAAGAGUUUAUUUAUAGCCUCCAUCCGUCUGAACGCACCUGCCUGCUGAGAGAACUGCACAGGUUCGAAUCAAUUGCCAUAGCUCAAGGGCAGCUUGACAUUGCACCACCUACUGCAGCACAAUUAAGAUAUGUUCUCCUGCACAAUGCACUCCCUUUUGUUGGAUUUGGAUUUCUGGACAACUGCAUCAUGAUUGUUGCCGGUACACAGAUUGAAUUGUCCAUUGGUGUGAUUCUUGGUAUUUCUACUAUGGCAGCUGCUGCUCUCGGCAACUUGGUGUCUGAUCUGGCAGGACUCGGACUAGCAGGAUAUGUGGAGGCCUUGGCAUCUCGACUGGGGAUGCAGAUUCCAGACCUGAGUCCAAAGCAGGCCGACAUGUGGCAGACCAGAGUCAGCUCGCACUCGGGUAAAGCCAUCGGCGUCGGCAUCGGCUGCAUCCUUGGCAUGUUCCCGCUCCUCUUCUUCAAUGACGAUGACGACAAGAAAGACGCCAAGAAGGACGCCAACGAUAACAAGACACAAACAGCCGCCAAGGACAACAGCAAGUGA